AUGGGAGGCUGUUGUAGUUGCUUGAGGGAUAGUUCAGAUGAGGCAAGCGUUCUCCCCAUUGCCGAUAACGAAAGAGAGGCAGUUACGUUACUUCUUGGAUAUUUAGAAGAUAAGGAUAGGUUUGAUUUUUAUUCUGGCAAACCACUAAAGGCUCUAACUACGUUGGUUUAUUCCGAUAAUCUAAAUUUACAACGUAGUGCGGCAUUAGCAUUUGCAGAGAUUACGGAGAAGUAUGUUCGUCCUGUAUCGAGAGAUGUUUUAGAACCAAUCCUCAUAUUGUUGCAAAGUCAAGAUCCUCAGAUACAGGUUGCUGCAUGUGCAGCUUUGGGUAAUUUAGCUGUUAACAAUGAAAAUAAAUUGUUGAUUGUGGAAAUGGGCGGAUUGGAACCAUUGAUUAAUCAAAUGAUGGGUAAUAAUGUUGAAGUUCAAUGUAAUGCAGUAGGCUGCAUUACUAACUUGGCAACUCAAGAUGACAACAAACACAAAAUUGCUACUUCUGGUGCAUUAGUACCUUUAACCAGGUUGGCAAAAUCUCAACAUAUAAGAGUUCAAAGAAAUGCCACUGGUGCUUUACUAAACAUGACACAUUCAGAGGAGAAUAGAAGAGAAUUGGUUAAUGCAGGUUCUGUUCCAGUUCUCGUUUCACUUUUAUCAAGUGCUGAUCCUGACGUCCAAUAUUAUUGUACUACUGCAUUAUCAAACAUUGCAGUUGAUGAGUCAAAUAGAAAGAAAUUGGCGCAGACUGAACCACGUUUGGUAUCUAAAUUAGUGGCCCUAAUGGAUUCGCCAUCUUCCAGAGUUAAAUGUCAGGCAACAUUGGCAUUAAGGAAUUUGGCAUCAGAUACUUCAUAUCAACUGGAAAUUGUGAGAGCUGGUGGAUUGCCUCACUUGGUUAAAUUGAUUCAAAGCGAUUCAAUGCCAUUAGUUUUGGCAAGUGUUGCUUGUAUUAGAAACAUAUCUAUUCAUCCAUUGAAUGAGGGUCUAAUAGUUGAUGCGGGUUUCUUAAAGCCAUUGGUUAGACUACUAGAUUUUAAAGAAUCUGAAGAAAUUCAAUGUCAUGCUGUUUCAACAUUGAGAAAUUUAGCAGCUUCAUCAGAACGGAAUCGUAAAGAGUUUUUCGAAAGUGGUGCCGUGGAAAAAUGUAAGGAGUUGGCAUUGGAUAGUCCGGUUAGCGUACAAAGUGAAAUUUCUGCAUGUUUUGCCAUCUUAGCGUUGGCUGACAUUUCCAAGCUGGAUCUCUUGGAUGCAAACAUCUUAGACGCUUUAGUACCAAUGACUUAUUCUAAUAAUCAAGAAGUUUCGGGUAAUGCUGCUGCUGCUUUAGCUAACCUCUGUUCCCGGAUCAAUAAUUAUACUAGAAUUAUUGAAGCUUGGGGCAUUCCUAAUGGUGGUAUUAGAGGAUUUUUGGCAAGAUUUUUACACAGUGAUUAUGCAACUUUUGAACAUAUCGCAUUGUGGACAAUUUUACAGUUGCUAGAAAGUCAUAACGAUAAAGUAGCAGAAUUAGUGAAAAAUGAUAAAGAAAUAAUUAAUGGGGUUAAAAGAAUGGCAGAUAUUACUUUUGAACGUUUGCAAAGAUCAGGUUCAGACGGUAAGAAUAAUGAUCACGAUUUGGCAGAUUCUAAAUCUUCGGAAGCUGCAGAGGAUGCAAGCGUAGAGUUGUAUAAUAUUACACAACAAAUCCUGCAGUUUCUGAAUUGA
Molecule: messenger RNA, 1701 nt
Organism: Zygosaccharomyces rouxii
Lineage: Eukaryota; Fungi; Ascomycota; Saccharomycetes; Saccharomycetales; Saccharomycetaceae
Gene: VAC8
Product: protein anchor VAC8
Exons: 1
Coding region: 1-1701 (566 amino acids)
Biological process (GO): vacuole inheritance; nucleus-vacuole junction assembly
Cellular component (GO): fungal-type vacuole membrane
Molecular function (GO): protein binding; protein-membrane adaptor activity
Source: RefSeq, a predicted model, not a curated record